Hypoxylon fragiforme is the source of this 2433-nucleotide messenger RNA. RefSeq lists its product as uncharacterized. NCBI's taxonomy places the organism in Eukaryota, Fungi, Ascomycota, Sordariomycetes, Xylariales, Hypoxylaceae. Bases 188 to 1846 code for a protein of 552 amino acids. The record is from RefSeq and is a predicted model, not a curated record. The transcript is spliced from 3 exons.
CCAAUUACAUACGUGUAUGUAUAUUAUAUAAUAUGUACAUCGAUGAUGUAGGUAACAUUGAAUCUCUCUCCACUAUCUACUAGCUACCUACCCUAGGUAGGUAGUAGGUAUGCAAUAGAAACCUAACCACAGUACGUCCCAUUAUCAAUCUUGAGGAGAUCUCCAGGAUAUUUAUUAGUUUACAGCUAUGACUACUCAAAUAGCCAGACAAGCAAGCUCGCAGUCACAAGAGGCCGUAGAUAUUGUCGAUCAAAGAUCCCCCCUCGUCUCUCAUAGAGACCCUCACACCACGAACCACUCCCAGGACAGCCCUAAACUUCCCAUCACGCCACCAUCUCAGGCUCGAAGCAGGUUUCCAAUAGUUGAUAGCUACGAGCUUGCAUUGCUUGAACAGGCCAGUCGUCAUUCAACUAAUAUGAACACGGCUAUUGUGCCUCUAGAGGCUUCGAGCUCGCCUACCCGUGUGCAGGGCUUAAAACGUAAUCGAAUGGAAAAUGAGGUAGCCAAUAAUGCCGAUCGAUCUAAACGCCAAUUAUCAUCAUCUACAACACUAGCAUCUAGUCCGUUCCUGACCCUCAGGGUUACAAAAUCUAGCCCCAUAAGCAACCGAAUUACCUCCCCCAUGACAAGGGAGUAUCCAUAUAGUUCUAGCUAUAACGAUAUAACACACCGGCAGGCUAUUAGACCUAAAGAAUCACUAGAACAAGCUUCUACUAUAGAACAAUUAACUUGGCAUCCCACUUAUAAGCUAUACAAACAUGAACAUCAGUCGAAUCACUCUCACAACCAGUCUAGUACCUUAACAAGUGCUAGCCUGUUAAACGACACGAGAUCCCAGAGCGAGAUGAACAGUAACCACGGCUCAGAAGGAGAACCACUUAUGCCAGAUAGUCCCCAGACUGGAAUCGGCACCAUCCACGGUGAGGACUACCCUUUAGAUGGUGGUCUAAAUGAAGAGGAUAUGGUAAACCUUCUAGACACAGGUAUGGCCGACUUCCAAGAAACGCACAUGCCACCGUCUAGCGUCAUUCAAGCUUGGGACCAUGGCUCGAGAUCGGCUGCAGAAUACGAUCCGACUCUGCAAUGCUCGUCACCAUCAUCUUCCUCAAAAUCACCGAAGGAUUCGCGAAUGAUGUGCAUGACUAAUAAAUUUGAAGACGACCAAGACUAUCUCCUUGACGAAGAUGUCGAUUGGAAUAUUGUAUAUUCCAUCACAAGCACGAUGAAAAAAGAUCAAUCGACGGCUAUGCCUACGGGCCUAGCACAUCCGAUUAUAUCAGACAGUGAUUCUUGCAAGGGAAAACCUGUUGAGCAAGACUUUCAUGGUGAGACGACACUACCUUUGAAAUCAUUUCUCCGGCCCCCUUUUCCCGGAAAGGUUCGUGACCGUUCUGUCGUCCCCGGAUUGUCAUCAGAUAUCGUGUUGCGAACUUGCUUUCGAACAGGAGUAAUGAUUAACCAAGCAGCGCGUUGCUUUGACAGCCAGCAGGAUGUUGUCUUCGAGUUGUAUGCACGAGUGACAUACUCGAAUCGCGCAAGCCUCGAAAGGAGACAGCAUUUUCAGUUCCUUGACCUAUUCAAAGACCUGCGCCCAUGUCCUUCAGGGGCCCUUGUGAAUUGGAGAGUCGGAAGUCAGCUGGAUAGACAGAGUUCGGCCUUCUUAAGCAUGAGCAACGGGCCUAAACUGUGUCGCUGCAUCUGCAAGCCCAUUAAAGACCCCAUAAUUCCAAACGGGUUAUACUUUGCUAUUCUUUCUAUUUCGGAAACCAGCUGGAAACAAAUCGAAUGGAGAAAGAUGGUAGUCUGUGGGAGCUCAGAUGAGAAAUCUUGGAGAGAUGAAACCUAGACGAUGGAUGGGUUUUGUAGGUAGGUACCUAGGCAUAUGGCCUGCAUAUAUGUAUUCGUAGAACAUGGAAGAAUCAAUCUGCUUUCGUGCCGCUGUGGGAGAGAUGGGCUUUAUUAAUGAUGUACAGGACCAAUGGAACAGCUGAAAAUAAAAACAUUCACUGAUGAAUACAUAAAACUAGGUACUCUUCUUGUAUUUGGAGAGUCCUGGGCUAGAAUCGUGCCGCUCAGGUCCGAGAGGCGGAACAGCAUGGGCGGUUAGAAGACAUCUGAAUGUCUCACUACCUAAGCAGCAUUACUUAUUAUGUACAUGUAUACAUAUAGCAGGCUUUGAAGCAAUCUGGACCUGCCUAGGGUAUGAAGCUGAAGCAAAGCAAAAAGCAAAAGAAAAAAGAAAUCAAAUGUACCUAGGGCAAGCCCUAAGUUGGAAGAAAGGGGGAGAAAGCAUUAUACAAGUGCAUUGUACUAUGAUUGACAAUACCUAGUAUUGUAGCCAUGUGGGGGAGUAUCGUACUGGUAUUAUAUGUAUGCCUGUAGUAGGCCCUGUACAUCCAUGUAUGUGAUAUAGUAUAUAAUAUAUGUAAUUCG